Thrips palmi is the source of this 1354-nucleotide messenger RNA. RefSeq names its product pollen-specific leucine-rich repeat extensin-like protein 2. Lineage: Eukaryota; Metazoa; Arthropoda; Insecta; Thysanoptera; Thripidae. The record is from RefSeq and is a predicted model, not a curated record. The transcript is spliced from 4 exons. Bases 1 to 1188 code for a protein of 395 amino acids.
AUGAGCCGCUGGAGACCAAUUCGCGAGAUGUGGAAGGGCCGGGCCCUGGACGCCGAGCGCAACAGCUGCAGCAGCACUGACGACGACAAUGACCACCCCAUGGACGUCGACGUCAUCGACUUGGAUGUACUGGCAGAGGACUUGUUCAUGUCCUCAUCGAGCUCCAGCGAGGAGGAGGAAAUCGAGUCGCGCAAGUCGGCCCCUGAGCCAUCUGCAGUGCCGCUACCGCCGGGUCAAUGGUUGCCGCCCCUGCCUGCAGAGUCACCUCCGUCCCCGCCACCCCUGCCGGCAGGGUCACCACCGCCCCUGUCACCCCUGCAUGCAGAGCCGGUGCAGCCGCUCCUCCCCGAGCUGCCCCUGCGCCUGGGGACGCCCCGCGUGGAGCCAUGUGAGGAUCCGGAGAAGGAGAACUCACAACAGGCUGGCCCCUCUCGCCCCACACCUACAUCUGCCACUGUCGAGGACGAAGGGGUACCAACUCCAUGGUUGUGGAGCAAUGCUGCCGACCCCCUGGGGCUGUUUGGUCCUGUCCCCGCUGCCUCGCUUCGCGGAGUCGCGGCCCGGGUGUCACAGUCAGCUGCUCGCGGGAGGCGUGACGGUGUCGUCCAACCUGUUCACGAUGACCACGUGCCUGCACGGAAAAGGAUUACGCCCCUUCGCCCACCAACUUUGCGUGUUGCUUCGCUUCACGCAGCACCCCCUGAAGCAGUUACGUCUGAACCUGCCUUCCCUGCGCCUGUACGACGUAGGGUCGCACAUGUUCAACCCACAACCUCGCGUGAUGAGCAGAUCACUCCAUCUGCGCCUGUCCUGCGUGACAUCACCCCCGUUCAACCUCCGCGGGAUGUGCAACCAACCGCACGUGUGACUGCCCAGCGUGUCAAUGCGCCUGUUCGAGCCCCUGUUCGAGCCCCUGUUCAGCCUCCUCGAGGAGCUCACCGUGGUGUGCAUAUGCGCGGAGGGAUGUUCCGAGGAGCUCAUCAUCGCGGUGGGAUUCGCACACGGGGUGGACUGCCUUCUGUUUUGAACCGCUUGGGGCCACACCCAGGCUCCAUGCCGAUGAUUGAAGGGGGUACUAUGGCUUGUCCCUACCCCCACCUAUGGCCGAGUUCGGAAUGGCCUUUAUAUUUUACAGUGAGAGGUCCGCGACCAGGGUCCUAUUGGUCAUGGAGAGGACCAGUCGAGUAGGAUUUGUCUACUGACAUUUAUCUGAUUCUUUCAAUGACUUUGUCAUGUGAGUUUUGUCAUUGCAUUUCUUUGCAUCUAUCUGACUUUUCAAUGACUUUGUCGUGUGAGUUUUGUCAUUGCAUUUCUUUGCAUCUAUCUGAUUUUUCAAUGAGUUUGUCGUGUGAGU